Entelurus aequoreus (snake pipefish) is the source of this 2003-nucleotide messenger RNA. RefSeq names its product protein arginine methyltransferase 8b (gene prmt8b). The transcript is spliced from 10 exons. The record is from RefSeq and is a predicted model, not a curated record. Bases 259 to 1464 code for a protein of 401 amino acids. Gene Ontology annotation, biological process: peptidyl-arginine methylation. Lineage: Eukaryota; Metazoa; Chordata; Actinopteri; Syngnathiformes; Syngnathidae. Gene Ontology annotation, molecular function: protein-arginine N-methyltransferase activity. Gene Ontology annotation, cellular component: plasma membrane.
AAAGUUCGUGGGAGCCCUCACGAUCACGCAAGUGUCUCCUCAUGUGGACUUUAAAGCGCUUCGUGUCGCCUUUCAAAUGUGCACGGCGGAAGAGGGGCUCGAACCUGCAACCUCCCACCUGCAUUGCACAUUAACUUUUUUGAGGACGUGCAUUUUCCGCGGGUGUGUCCAAUCGAAGGAAGCCGUGAGCGGCUCACAGGACUGCAAUCAAAUCCCGCACAGUUGCACUGAGUUGGUGCGGAAAUCUCGCCGCCUCUCAUGGGACUCGGUCAUUCGUCACGGUGUUUGCUGCUCCGGCGGAAGAUGGCGGAGGCGGACGGUUCCGAGCGGCACCAGGCCGUCACUUCCCAUUUCUCCCAGUCUCCCCAGCCGCCCCCUCUGUCCAAACCAGUGCCUAGCAACAACGCCCACCACGCGCACCGCGUCAGCGCCCUGUCCGCCUCGUCCACUCGCAGCAAGGGCGCCAAGCUGAUGAGUCCCGAGGAGAUGACGUCACGGGAUUACUACUUUGACUCCUACGCCCACUUUGGCAUCCAUGAGGAGAUGCUGAAGGACGAGGUGCGCACGCUCACCUACCGCAACGCCAUGUACCACAACAAGCACGUGUUCAAGGACAAGAUCGUGUUGGACGUCGGCAGCGGGACGGGGAUUUUGUCCAUGUUUGCCGCCAACGCCGGCGCCAAACACGUCUACGGGAUCGAAUGUUCCAGCAUAUCGGAAUAUUCCGAGAAGAUCAUCAAGUCCAACCACCUUCACAAUGUCAUCACCAUCUUCAAAGGCAAGGUGGAGGAGGUGGAGCUCCCCGUGGAGAAGGUGGACAUCAUCAUCUCCGAGUGGAUGGGCUACUGCCUCUUCUAUGAGUCCAUGCUCAACACCGUCAUCUUCGCCAGGGACAAGUGGCUGAAACCUGGAGGUCUGAUGUUUCCUGACCGUGCUGCUCUUUAUGUGGUGGCCAUAGAGGACAGGCAGUACAAAGACUUCAAGAUCCACUGGUGGGAGAACGUGUACGGCUUUGAUAUGAGCUGCAUUCGCAAUGUGGCCAUCAAGGAGCCUUUGGUGGACGUGGUGGACCCCAAGCAGGUGCUCACCAACACCUGUCUGCUUAAGGAAGUGGACAUCUACACGGUGAAGCCAGAUGACCUCGCCUUCACGUCGGCGUUCUGCCUGCAGAUCCAGCGUAACGACUACGUGCACGCGCUGGUCACCUAUUUCACCAUCGAGUUCACCAAGUGUCACAAGAAGACGGGCUUCUCCACAGCUCCAGACGCUGCCAGCACGCACUGGAAACAGACGGUGUUCUACUUGGAGGACUACCUGACUGUGAAGAAAGGCGAGGAGAUAUUCGGCAGCAUCGCUAUCAGGCCCAACGAGAAGAAUGUGCGUGACCUGGAGUUCACCCUGGAGCUGGACUUUAAGGGGCAGCUGUGUGAUGCCGCCAUCUCCCACGACUAUAAGAUGCGUUAAGGGUUGAGCGGGCCCAUGAAACGCCCCUCUAAUACGCCGGACGACCCCCUUCCCCAAAACCCCCCGCGGAGCUGACCUGCAGCUGACCUGCGGCAAGGGCGAGCAUCAUGCCGGACGCCAUCCGAUCCAGCCUAUACGUGAUGUCAUCAGUAUCAGCAAUAACACAAAGGACUCUUGGAUGAAUGUAACUUCCUAAAAAAAAACUUGACUUUCUCACUAAUUUCAUAUCUUGAUGCAGCUAACUGGACGUCGCUGAGGGUCUCCGCUUAUGAAGAUUGAUUAUGUCGUGUGUUUGUUUUUGCAUGAGAAGAAAAGCUUCUGCUCACUCGGAAAGUAAUGAAAAGUCAAUGUUUAGUGCGCGAAUAAGCCUGAGGAAAACACUGUAAAAGGUGAAUAAAACAGUGGAGAGUAAAGCACCUUUUCCAGCGGGGUUUCAUUUCAACUACAUGACACAUUCUUUUAUUCGUCCUGGCAUCAGUAUCAAAUGUGAUUACAUGAAAAAUUAAGCUGAUUCUAACGUAACCGUAAUAUUAACAUGU